Messenger RNA from Metopolophium dirhodum (rose-grain aphid), 1509 nucleotides. Its product is annotated as gustatory receptor for sugar taste 64f-like. Gene Ontology annotation, biological process: sensory perception of sweet taste; detection of chemical stimulus involved in sensory perception of taste. Gene Ontology annotation, molecular function: sweet taste receptor activity. Lineage: Eukaryota; Metazoa; Arthropoda; Insecta; Hemiptera; Aphididae. The record is from RefSeq and is a predicted model, not a curated record. Gene Ontology annotation, cellular component: membrane. The transcript is spliced from 9 exons. Bases 1 to 1446 code for a protein of 481 amino acids.
AUGUUCGACGACGAUAAUAAUAAUACCGGACCGGUGUAUCUGAAGCAUCGGAAUUUCGCCGAGUCCGCGUACAGACGGCAGCAGCCUCAACCGAUAAGUGCGGUGCAGUUGGCAAAUUCGGCGUUCAAUUCGAAAGCCAACAAAGGGAAUAAUAUCAGUAAUCUUGAAAUACAAGACGAUCAUGGCAUGCCGGUAAACUACGUAAGAAUAAAAGCCUUGGAAGACGAUAUACGGAUGAAUAUAAUUAGCGACAAAAAUUCAUUGCACAGAGCCAUCACUCCAGUACUAAUUCUGGCACAAAUUUGCGCUCUUUUACCAGUUCAAGGUAUUCGAGGGCAAAACACUAGUUAUUUAGUAUUCAAUUGGUUCAGUUGGCCAGUUAUUUAUGUCUUCAUUGUCAUUUCUGCGUCUCUCCUAAUUCUUUCAUUUUCACUCAUCAAAAUAUAUAUGACUGGACUGACGUACUACAGCACGGGAGAAAUAAUGUUUUUCGGAAGUUCACUGGUAAUUUACAUUCUAUUUAUUCAUUUGGCAAGGGAAUGGCCAAAAGUUAUGGAAAAAUGGGAACUAAUGGAACGUGAAAUGAGACAAUUUGGUUACCCUUCCAAAACGGCCUUUAAGUUCAAGAUCCUUACAAGUAUCAUAAUGGUGCUUGCUAUAACUGAACAUUCUGCUUCCGUUUUGACAGGAAUAAUGAAAGCAAUUCCUUGUUCGACGGGUGGACUUGAUAUUUUUCGAGCUUACUUUUCCAUGUCUUUUCGUCAAGUCUUUACAUUGAUUAAUUAUUCACUCGUAAUUGCUAUACCUUUAGGAUUUUUAAAUCUUAUGCUUGCUUGUGCUUGGAAUUAUAUGGAUUUAUUUAUUAUCAUACUAGCAUGUGCGUUGUCCGAUAAAUUUAAGCAGCUCAAUCAAAAACUAGCCAGUGUCAAAGGAAAGGUGCUUCCAAGUACGUAUUGGCGGAAAUCGAGAGAAACAUAUAACCUAUUAGCGUCGUUAACUCAAGACUUUGAUGAGUUUUUGUCACCGGUGAUAUUAUUAUCAUUUGCUAACAAUUUGUACUUUAUUUGCUUACAGCUUCUAAACAGUUUGAAACCAAUGCACAACGUUUGGGAGGCUAUUUACUUCGUGUUUUCAUUUACAUAUUUGGUUGGAAGAACAUGUGCAGUAUCUUUAUAUGCUGCUUCCAUAAACGAUCAAAGCAAAAAACCAAAAGCAAUCUUAUUUUCUGUGCCGACCGAAAGUUAUGGAGUGGAGGUAGCAAGAUUUUUAACACAAGUAACAUCUGAUGAAUUAGCAUUGACCGGAUGCAAUUUUUUUUCGGUCACUAGAACAUUAAUGUUGACGGUUGCUGGAACAAUUGUCACAUACGAGAUCGUAUUGAUACAAUUCAACAGUGUAAAUAAUGACGGAAAUGGUCAAAAUUAUACAGCUGUUUACUGUCCAUAAUUAUUGUAAUUUAUAUUAAAUACUUUUCAAUAUUCGAGAAAAAAGUAUAGAUACCAUUACAAC